Messenger RNA from Magallana angulata, 846 nucleotides. RefSeq lists its product as uncharacterized. Bases 187 to 846 code for a protein of 219 amino acids. Lineage: Eukaryota; Metazoa; Mollusca; Bivalvia; Ostreida; Ostreidae. The transcript has 3 exons. The record is from RefSeq and is a predicted model, not a curated record.
UCUCUCGAGUGCAAUUUUCAAUGGCGCACAUUAUUUUAGCUUGAUCUUAAAUUUACUGCUUUUUUCGGCUUAGCUACCAAUAUACCAAUAGAAUUUUGUGAAAUUGAUUAACAUUAAUUUAUUUACAAAUUAAUUAGGUAACAAUUUUCGCUUUUGUUUUAAAAUACCACGAGAUCAACGGGGUCAAUGCCAAGGCCGAAGAGACAACUUAAACGGGCGGCUGCCCGUGAUACUCAAGACCCAGGACAAGCACGCAGGCCAGGCCGGCGCAGGGCUCAACGCCAACAGACCAACAAUAACGAACAAGAUGUCCAGGCUCAACUGGCACCCCCUCAGCCCCAGGCAGUCCAACUACCCCAGGCAGCCCCACAGCAUCAGGCGGCACUGUUACAACAGGCAGCCCCACCACAGCAAGCCCAGGAUCAGGCGGUGGGAAGUCUUUCGAGCAGCAGCACCUUAUGCAGACCUUCAUCCGCAGGCCAUUCCAGCCCUAUUCCAGACAUUACUCUCACAAGUCACAUCCAAUCAUCGUUCAACGCUUCAGUUGCUGUAAACACUAGGCAAACACACACAGCAGGCAUCAAUUCAUUUGAAACAUUUCGCCGGUCUCAUAACCUACCCAGUCUGUGGCCACCUCUCGACACUCACAUUACAAGGUUUAUCGCUUACCUGUCACUUUCAAGUUACAAAUACUCCACAGCUCAGUCAUACAUUGCAGCCAUCAGUUUUUACAGCAAAGCAAUUUACAAUGUAGAUCCUACUAAUCAUUUUAUUAUAAGAAAGCUACUUCAGGGCAUGCAAAGAACAACACUACACAAGGACACUCAUGGCUUCAUGGACAGCUAG